Messenger RNA from Grammomys surdaster, 3025 nucleotides. Its product is annotated as chondroitin sulfate synthase 1. The record is from RefSeq and is a predicted model, not a curated record. The transcript has a single exon. Bases 58 to 1647 code for a protein of 529 amino acids. Gene Ontology annotation, molecular function: glucuronosyl-N-acetylgalactosaminyl-proteoglycan 4-beta-N-acetylgalactosaminyltransferase activity. Gene Ontology annotation, cellular component: Golgi cisterna membrane. NCBI's taxonomy places the organism in Eukaryota, Metazoa, Chordata, Mammalia, Rodentia, Muridae.
UAAGGAUGGAGUGACAUUUAUGCAAUUCUAAGCUAGAAUCUUUUCUUUCCUUAACAGAUGCAGCAGCUUUUUUACGAGAAUUAUGAACAGAACAAGAAAGGGUACAUUAGAGACCUCCAUAGCAGUAAAAUCCACCGAGCGAUCACCUUACACCCCAACAAAAACCCACCCUACCAGUACAGGCUACACAGUUACAUGCUCAGCCGCAAGAUCGCUGAGCUGCGCCAUCGCACAAUCCAGCUCCACCGGGAAAUCGUCCUGAUGAGCAAGUACAGCAGCACAGAAAUCCAUAAGGAAGACCUCCAGCUGGGCAUCCCACCCUCCUUUAUGCGCUUUCAAGCCCACCAGCGAGAGGAGAUCCUGGAAUGGGAGUUUCUGACUGGGAAAUACUUAUACUCAGCCACUGAUGGCCAGCCUCCCCGGAGAGGGAUGGACUCGGCGCAGAGGGAGGCCUUGGAUGACAUUGUCAUGCAAGUGAUGGAGAUGAUCAAUGCCAAUGCCAAGACCCGGGGCCGCAUCAUCGACUUCAAGGAGAUCCAGUAUGGUUACAGACGUGUGAACCCCAUGUACGGGGCUGAGUACAUUCUGGAUCUGCUGCUCCUGUAUAAGAAGCACAAAGGGAAGAAGAUGACGGUCCCCGUGAGGAGGCAUGCGUACCUGCAGCAGACCUUCAGCAAGGUCCAGUUUGUGGAGCACGAGGAGCUGGAUGCCCAAGAGCUGGCAGACAGGAUCAACCAGGACUCUGGAUCCCUGUCGUUCCUGUCUAAUUCCCUGAAGAAGCUUGUUCCCUUCCAGCUUCCGGGAUCCAAGAUGGAGCACAAAGAGCCCAAAGAAAAGAAGAUAAACAUUCUGAUCCCUUUGUCUGGGCGCUUCGACAUGUUUGUGAGGUUCAUGGGGAACUUUGAGAAGACAUGUCUCAUUCCAAGUCUGAACGUGAAGCUGGUCAUUCUGCUUUUCAAUUCUGACUCUAACCCUGACAAAGCCAAGCAGGUUGAACUGAUGCGAGAUUACCGAGUCAAGUACCCGAAGGCUGACAUGCAGGUUCUGCCUGUGUCAGGAGAGUUCUCAAGAGCACUGGCCCUAGAAGUAGGCUCUUCCCAGUUUAAUAAUGAGUCUUUACUCUUCUUCUGUGAUGUGGACCUGGUGUUUACAGCGGAGUUCCUACAGAGGUGCCGAGCCAACACAGUGCUGGGGCAGCAGAUCUAUUUCCCAAUCAUCUUUAGCCAGUAUGAUCCAAAGAUUGUUUAUAGUGGGAAGGUUCCCAGUGACAACCAUUUUGCCUUUACUCAAAAAACUGGCUUCUGGAGAAACUAUGGGUUUGGCAUUACUUGUAUUUAUAAGGGAGAUCUUGUCAGAGUGGGUGGCUUCGAUGUCUCCAUCCAAGGCUGGGGGCUGGAGGAUGUAGACCUCUUUAACAAGGUUGUCCAGGCAGGGUUGAAGACAUUCAGGAGCCAGGAGGUUGGAGUCGUUCACAUCCACCACCCAGUCUUCUGUGACCCUAAUCUGGAUCCCAAACAGUAUAAAAUGUGCUUGGGGUCGAAAGCGUCAACAUUUGGGUCCACACAACAGUUGGCUGAAAUGUGGCUAGAAAAGAAUGACCCCAGUUACAGCAGAGGCGGCAGCAACGGCUCUGCCAGGACAGCCUGACUCCAGCCCCACUGCGAAGGACGCUUUUAAUUGCCUAAUUUAUUUUUAAAAACUUUUUUGUAUAAUCAGUUUUUGAAGUCCAUACAAGGAUAUAUUUUCCAAGUGGUUUUCUUACACAGGACUCCUUUAAGAUUGAGCUUUUUGAACAAAAAUGUGAUCAAUAUUUGCCUUUGAACACACCUUGCUGAACACUAUGUAGCACUUGCUUAAUCCUGACUUGAAGCACACCCGAUGAACAAAACUUUUAUAUGAAAAUUUUUUGGUUUUUGGUUUUUACAUUUCUUUUUCAGACUACGUCCCUUUCUCUGUUGUCCAAAGGGAGGAAAAGAGAACAUUCCUAAGAAGUAUUAUCAUCGUGAUAAGAACACUGUAACCCUGGCCGAUGUUCUGUUGAGACUGUUAACCUGACUCUGGUAAACAUUCUGCUGUGACUGUUAACCUGUUACCUUUGCACAAAUUCCACCUUUUUCCUUUUUUUUUCUCCAUCAGUUUUUUUUUUUUUAAAGCCAUCUUGAGUUCCAGUCACAAAGUAAGGAGACAUGAUAGUAGUUCUGUCAUCACUCUCCCCAGGACAGCUUUACAAAUUUUUAUCCCCACUGUGUUCCACCCACUGCGGUCACACAGGCUAUUCCAAGCGGGUGAUGGAGGGAAGCACAGAUGUACUGACCCCACUGAAAUCCCGCGGCCUAAAGGGACCUGGCACUGAAGUCCAAGAAGGACUUGUCAUUUUCUCUGCCCUGACCUUUCUCUUUAGAGGGUACAGUAUUAUUUAAGGUGACAGAAUGGCUGUUAGCACUGUAACAAAUGCAAGCUAAACAGACAAACCCCUGAUGGAAUGUGAGGGAAGCUGGGGCUUUGCGCUCUGUCCUGGGCUGUGGAUGGAGACGACUGCUUCAUUUUUUAAUACUGGUCUUUCUAUCUUGUUAUCUGAAAUACCUUUAAUUUAUUUAAUACCCAUUGUUUAGAUCUCUGCCUUUUUGAGUACUUGUCAGUUACUAGUAUUUAUGUGUACCAUGAGUGUGGUUAGAAUGUUUUAUUUGCAGUAAACUGAUCUCCAAAGAUUUCCUUUUGAAAACACUUUUUCUUCAUCCUUAAUUUUUACAUUCCCGUCUUACUAAAGAUUAAGUGUUCUUUGAUAAUUUUGGUGCUCAUGUGUUUUGGGGACAAAGGUGAAAUGAGUUUGUUGUUAUACCAGAGUGUUUUGUUUUCAACUCACAGAUCCAAUGUGCCUUAAUAAUUUGUUUUCAUUUAGAGUUCAGACAGUUGAUAGAUUUGCCAUUUUUAAUAUACAUUGUUGGAGAUCUGCUUAUUUGUAAAUAGCCUAUUGCACAUUCGAACAAAUAAACCAGUGGACAGUAUUUUUCUAUUGUACUUUGCA